CCCGAUGCGGCACUGAUCGAUCAGCUUAAUAUUACAUCCAUCUAACCAAGGACCACCAGUCCGCGGGCGAGCACCACCUCGCCCACCUUUCUAGCCCCCCAAGUUUUAUAUUCAACACAAACACCCCACCAGCAUGAAUAACAACAACAACAAUAGCACAAGCAACAAUUGCAGCAGCAGCACAAGCAUCCACCAUCAGCACCUGCACUCGCCCACCAAACUCACGGAAUUCGCGCGGAAUUUCGAGGACAAACCGGAGUCGCUGUUCGGCCGUGUGGUGAACAAGAUCCAGAAUGUCUACAACCAGAGCUACAAUACCGUCAACGACAUAUCCAGUGGCAGCAGCGCCAGCCCCAGCACUGGCCCUCAGUCCGUACAGGUGGGCAAGUCGCAGUUCUACAGCGAGGCCAAGACGCCCACCGUCGAAGUGGCGGAUGUGGAGGAGAACAGCACGUUGGGCAGCCUCAACUCGAGACGGCCACAGCCGCCGACAACGCUGAGUUUGCGGGCAAACAGCGAGUCGCGAAGCACUGGCAAUUCGAGCACCACAGCCGAAGAGUCCGAGGCCAAUGAGCGUGUCGAUGCACAGCCGCUGAGCAGCGAAGCGAAUCAGGGUCGCACCGUGUCCAAUGUGCUGAAGCACAUCAGCGACAUUGUGGCCACCAAAAACAAUAACGAUCUGCGCAAGUACAAGGACACGGAGCAGCAGAGGUUCUGGAUGCCCGACUCGAAGGCCAAAGAGUGCUACGACUGCGCACAGAAGUUUUCCACUUUUCGACGCAAGCACCAUUGCCGCCUGUGCGGCCAGAUAUUCUGCUCCAAGUGCUGCAAUCAGGUGGUGCCCGGCAUGAUUAUACGCUGCGACGGAGACCUGAAGGUGUGCAACUAUUGCUCCAAGAUAGUGCUCACGUUUCUGAAGGCCUCCAGCUCGGACAUUGGCCAGGAUCUGCAGGCGCUGCAGCAGCAUCUCAGCAACAAGUUGGAGGUCCAAGGCAGCAGUGCCCCCAAUGCCACGCCACAGCAGCAGCGAGUGCCACUGUCGCGAAAGACCUCGCUGGGCUACCAGGAGGAGCGCUUCAGCUCGCAGCCCAACUACACGACGCUCUCGUUUGACGACCGCAAGAACAUUCUGCAGCAGUCGAACUCUCUCAUCACCCUACACGAGGAGAUGCAGCGGGAUCUACCUGUCCAGAACUGCGGCCAGGUGCUGAUCGAGUUCCUCAACAGCAACAACAAGUCGGCCAACGAGGUGCAGGCGGUGGCCAUACUGAACGCCAUGCUGGCAGCCGGAUUCCUCGAGCCAAUCGUGCCAGAUCCCGAGCAGACCGAGUUCGAGCCGACGCUGCACUACAAGUUCGCCAAGAACAGCAGCUCGGACGAAUCGAGGGCCAUCAGUCCGCAGUUUGAGGCGCCCAACGGCGAGCCACAGCCACCCAAGUCUAUGGAUGUGUCCUUGAGCUUCCACUCGGCCGAGGAUAUCGAGCUGGAGAAUGACAUGUGCUUCACGGCGGCCACAUCGAAGCUGCUCGAGUCGUACUGCGAUCACGAGGAGCAGCUGCUGGCCCAGCUGCUGCGCGCCCAUCACCUGGACCAGGAGUGGGACAAGGUGCUGCAGAUGCUCUGCUCAACGGCGGCCAAUCACUUCAAGCCGGAGUACUGCACCAACGACCUGAUGGACAUUCGCAACUAUGUGAACUUCAAGAAGGUGCCUGGCGGCCGCCGCAAGGACUCGACCAUUGUGCACGGCGUGGCCUUCUCCAAGAACGUCGCGCACAAGGACAUGGCCACGCACGUGCCCUUUCCGCGCAUCCUGCUGCUCCAGUGCCCCAUUGUCUACGAGCGCAUCGAGGGAAAGUUCGUCACCAUCGAGACGGUGCUGCUGCAGGAGAAGGAGUAUCUGCGCAACGUCUGUGCCCGCAUCAUGAGCUUCUCCCCCAACGUGGUGCUCGUGCACAAGAACGUCGCCGGCAUUGCCCAGGACCUGUUGCGCUCCUAUGGAGUGACUCUUGUGCUGGACGUCAAGAUGUCCGUCAUGGAGCGUCUGUCGCGCUCCCUCCAGUGCGACAUUGUCAGCUCCAUCGAGUCGAACAUCACCAUGCCGAAGCUGGGCUACUGCAACGACUUCUACAUCCGCAGCUACAACGGCAAGACGCUGAUGUUCUUCGAGAAGCUAACCAGUCCUCGGGGCUACACCUGUCUGCUGCGCGGUGGCAGCAACUCGGAGCUGACGCGCGUCAAGCGUGUGGCAUCGGCCCUGCUCUUUGCCCGCUACAACUGGCGCCUGGAGAUGUCCUUUCUGCUGAACGAGUUUGCGCAGCCGCUCAGCCCCAAGGCCUCAAUAUUCGAUUCAAAGGAGGCGAGUCCCAACACAGAAACUGAGGCAGAGGCGGAACUCCGAUCUGGAUCGUCCAAGCGGCAGCCCCAGCCACAGCCCAUUGCGGAGCGCAAGUCGGAGGAUAAAGUCACGUCCAUUGUGGUUGAGAAUGUGGCUGACUUCACCGAUCCACUGCGUUCGACGGAGGCUGACACUCUGUCCACAUCGCCCAGCAAUAGCAAUGUGCUGCCCGUGGUGGAGGCGCUGGCCGUGGAGACCCGCUACGAUAAUCGCUUCCGCACUGCACUCAGCUCCACGCUGCUCUCGGUUAGCCCCUUCCUCACCUUUCCGCUGCCCUACCUGGAGACGGAGCAGGGACGCAACUGUAGGCUGCGAAAACUCUUUCCCACCGAACUCUACUUCUCCAAGCAGUGGUCGCAGGCAGGAGCACCGCCGAUGCAGGAGCGUUCCGAGAGCUGCGGCGACACUGAAUCCGCUGCCAAAUCGGAGCUGGGCAACAAGGAAAACGAACAGCAGCUGCAGCUGCUGCCGGCGCACGAGUUUGUAAAGAUGAAACUAACGGCGCCAGCCACCAAUCGCGACAUUCAGACCAAGCUCGCCGAGUUCCGAUCCUUUGGCGGUCGCUUUCCCAAGGGCAAGGCUCCAAUGCUGAGGCCCAAGAAGAAGCUGCCAGAGAUCAUCCAGAGGCCGCAGAAGGUGAGCGAGGAGCAGCUGUACAGAGACGCACUGGAUCCGCAGAACCAUCAGCGGCUGCCCGUGCUCUUCUGCAGCUUCCACUACAACCCCAAGGGUGUGUCCUCGUUCUGCAAGCUGCCCAUGCUGCUGGACAUGAAGUUCUACGGGCAGUACGACAUUAUGCUGGAGCAGUUCCUGCAGCGCUAUUGCUGCCUGUUCAACUCGAUGUGCCCCUCCUGCAACCUGCCCAUGCUGGGCCAUGUGCGACGCUACGUCCACUCGCUGGGCUGCGUGCACGUCUACCUCACCGAGGACCUGACACGCUCCGACCCCAAGCGCAUCUACUUCACCUCGUGGUGCAGCAUCUGCAACGCCACCACGCCCACCGUUCCGCUCUCGGACUCGGCCAAGUGCCUCUCCCUGGCCAAGUACCUGGAAAUGCGCUUCCAUGGGCACGCCUACAAGCGUCGGCCGCCUGCAGAUGCCGACCAGAGCACUCCCUGCGAGCACUCGCUCCACCGCGACUACGUGCACCACUUCAGCUUUCGGGGAGUGGGCGCCAAGUUCCAGUACACGCCCGUCGAGGUGUGGGAGACGGACCUGCCGCCGCUGACCCUGCAGCUGGAUCAGCCGCGGCCCUUCCAGGGCAACCAGGUGCAGGAGGAGAUCAAGCACUUCUCGGUGCGCGGCCACGAGGUGUACACGCGGAUCCACGAACGCAUCGCCGACCUGGCCACCGAGGACGAGAACACGCCGCUGGUGCAGAACCUAAAGACGAUGCUCACCCACGAUCAGUUUAUUUUCAAGCAGAAGAUCGAGAUUGUCCACACGCUGCUGACGGAGCGACGGGCCAAUGCGUACGACAUCAACGACGCUCUGUCCAUGGCACGGCGUGCCCUGGCCGAGAGCAUUGAGCUGUGGGGCCCACGGCUGCUGGAGAUCGAGCUGGUGGCCCAGAAACUGUCUGCCAAGCAGGCCGUUGUCCAUCACAUCGAUGCGGGCACCAUAUGCACCGAGGAGCUGCGGCCGGAGCAGGUUCCAGCUCUAGCAGGGGACGACGGCAGCAGCAUCGCCCCAGUGGAGUGUCCGUCGGAGGACACAGAGGCGGCUAUCGGCAGCCAACCGGUCGUGGACAAGAAGUUCUCCAUCGAUCAGCUGCUGGCCUCCACGGCGAGCGUGCACUCGGACAAGAAGUCCAUAAGGAGCAUCCUCACACAGCUGCUGCCCUCGACCAAUCAGGCCAACCCGCUGCAGUCGCCGUUCCCUGCCCAGGAUCAUCUAACCCUGCCCCUGGGCUCUAUUCCCAUUCACGUGCGCGAAAGCGAUCUCAGCUCUGUGAUCGCCUACAGCCUGACCUCGGCCGACUAUCAGCGAGCCCUGGACGAAGCUUUCAGUAGCUGCAGCGGCGGCAGCGAGGCCCCAGCUGCUGGCCACUCCAGUCCGCUGCUCAAGCGGAAAGUGCCGCUGCCAGAGGGCCUGAGCGAUGCCGAAGAGAGCAGCCCCAAUCUGUCGCGCACCUCCAGCAACACCAGUGCCACGCCAGGGGGAGCGGUUCCCGCUGCUGCCAGCACCGCCAGCGAAUCCGAGGAGAAGGUAAAGGAGCGCACCAAGGCGCAGCCACAGUCACCGAGUCCACACGUGUCGCUGGCAUUCAAUGACAAUGGCUGCCAGUUCCACUGCAAGAUCUACUUUGCUCGCGAGUUCGAUGGCAUGCGAGCCAAGAGCCUGCAGCCGCCGAAGCUGGACAGAUCGCUGUACCGCAAGCUGGAGAAGAGCAAGAUGCGGGAGGAGCUGAGAAUCUCACAAAGUCGAACGGGCUCCGAAAUGGAGUUGGUGCGCAAACCCAGCGACGUCAGCGGUGUACCGCCACUGGCACGAGCCUCGGAGGAGCAUGCGACGGACAUGGAGGAGGAGUCACGCAUCGCCCUGGCUCGCAGUCUGUGCAACAGUGUGCAGUGGGAGGCACGCGGCGGCAAGUCUGGAUCGCGUUUUUGCAAGACAUUGGAUGAUCGCUUUGUGCUCAAGGAGAUGAACUCGAAGGACAUGACCAUCUUUGAGCCCUUUGCCCCGAAGUACUUUGAGUACAUUGCCAAGUGCCAGCAGCUGCAGCUGCCCACGCUGCUGGCCAAGAUCUUUGGCGUGUUCAAAGUCAGCGUCAAGAAGAAGGACUCCUUUGUCGAACGCUCUGUGAUGGUCAUGGAGAAUCUGUUCUACGGCUGUGAAAUUUCCAACAAGUUCGACCUGAAAGGCUCCGAGCGGAAUCGACUGGUGGACCCAACCAAUCAGCAAGGCGAAAUUGUGCUGCUGGACGAGAAUCUGGUGCAGAUGUCCUGGUCGAAGCCUCUGUACGUGCUGUCGCACAGUAAAACCGUUCUAAGAGACGCCAUUCAGCGGGAUUGCUCGUUCCUGGAGCGCAAUGGCGUCAUGGACUACUCCCUGCUGGUGGGUCUGGAGAGGAAGAACAGCAUGCUGGUCCUCGGCAUCAUAGACUACAUUCGCACCUUCACACUGGACAAGCGCAUGGAGUCGAUCUUUAAGCAGUCGGGUCUGCUGGGUGGCAAGGGCAAAGACCCCACGGUGGUGUCACCAGAACGCUACAAGCAGCGCUUCAUUGAUGCCAUGGAUCGUUACUUUCUCACAGUGCCCGAUCGCUGGGAGGGCCUAUCCAAGGUCUGACUUUACACACCACAAACACACCCUGCACACACACAGCUAGCAUAAAUGUAGACGCAAAAUAAAAGCAGACGCCGCC
Messenger RNA from Drosophila subobscura, 5762 nucleotides. It is a transcript of the gene fab1, whose product is annotated as putative 1-phosphatidylinositol 3-phosphate 5-kinase. Gene Ontology annotation, molecular function: 1-phosphatidylinositol-3-phosphate 5-kinase activity; ATP binding; metal ion binding. The record is from RefSeq and is a predicted model, not a curated record. Gene Ontology annotation, cellular component: endosome membrane. Lineage: Eukaryota; Metazoa; Arthropoda; Insecta; Diptera; Drosophilidae. Bases 134 to 5686 code for a protein of 1850 amino acids. The transcript has 7 exons. Gene Ontology annotation, biological process: phosphatidylinositol phosphate biosynthetic process; intracellular signal transduction.